CGCACGCGCCGAUUGGUCGCGGCGGCUUUCGCUUGCUCCUUCCUAGUGUCGGCGCUCAGGCGACCGGCGGCCGGCAGCAGCCCUGGGCUUCAGACACGAUGCACCCUGCUUGUCCCCCGAUGUGUUAACGUCCACCAGUUCAAGUGCUCGUAUCCUUAUUUUCCAUGACAGAUCUGGACGAUAAUCUAUGCGAAAGAUACAUAAAGAUGAUAACUAACAUAAUUAUCUUGAGCCUGAUCAUUUGCAUUUCCUUGGCUUUCUGGAUUAUGUCAAUGACUGCAAGCACCUACUAUGGUAAUUUACGGCCUAUAUCUCCUUGGCGUUGGCUGUUUUCUGUUGUUGUUCCUGUUGUGAUUGUCUCAAAUGGCAUUAAAAAGAAAAGUUUGGACCACAGUGGGGCUCUCGGAGGGCUUGUGGUUGGAUUUAUCUUAACCAUUGCGAACUUCAGUUUCUUUACCUCUCUGUUGAUGUUUUUCCUUUCUUCUUCAAAACUCACCAAAUGGAAGGGAGAAACAAAGAAGCGCCUAGACUCAGAAUAUAAGGAAGGUGGGCAAAGGAAUUGGGUGCAGGUGUUCUGUAACGGAGCUGUGCCCACGGAGCUGGCCCUGCUGUUCAUGAUAGAGAAUGGCCCUGGGGAAAUCCCCAUUGAUUUCUCCAAGCAGUACACGGCUUCCUGGAUGUGUCUGUCUCUCCUGGCUGCGCUGGCCUGCUCUGCUGGAGACACGUGGGCCUCAGAAGUUGGCCCGGUUCUGAGCAAAAGCCCACCAAGGCUGAUUACAACCUGGAAGAAAGUUCCUGUGGGGACAAACGGAGGGGUCACCAUGGUGGGCCUUGCUUCCAGCCUCCUUGGUGGCACCUUUGUGGGCAUCGCAUACUUCCUCACACAGAUGUUUUUUGUGAAUGAUUUGGACAUUUCCGCUCCCCAGUGGCCUAUUAUUGCAUUUGGGGGUAUAGCUGGGUUGUUAGGAUCAAUUGUGGACUCGUAUCUAGGAGCAACGAUGCAGUUUUCUGGUUUGGACGAAAGCAGUGGCCUGGUGGUCAACAGCCCAACGACGGAGGCGAAGCACAUCUCGGGGAAGCCCAUUCUGGAUAACAACGCAGUCAACCUCUUUUCUUCUGUCCUUGUUGCCCUCUUGCUCCCAACAGUUGCCUGGGGUUUUUGGCCCAGGGAAUAAACUUUAUUUCAUUUCCA
Ochotona princeps (American pika) is the source of this 1192-nucleotide messenger RNA. It is a transcript of the gene FAABTP, whose product is annotated as transmembrane protein 19. Gene Ontology annotation, cellular component: membrane. The record is from RefSeq and is a predicted model, not a curated record. The coding region runs from base 165 to 1175 and encodes 336 amino acids. The transcript is spliced from 7 exons. NCBI's taxonomy places the organism in Eukaryota, Metazoa, Chordata, Mammalia, Lagomorpha, Ochotonidae.